AUGCACGAUGUGUAUUUACAAGUCCAGUGCUUAAAACUACAGAGCAAGAUCCUCUCCAUGGAAACAAUAGAAAUCAAGAACUUAACACGGUUCACAGAAGAUCUGAAAAGGCUGUUGAGGUGCCCUCCUAGGUACAACUAUACCCUACAAGAACUUGAAAGAGUAAGACUGCACGCUUGCUGUAAUGCAACGGGUACCCUGUACCUAACAAAACAGAACACUCCUCUGAAUCACAGUAUCUCAUAUGAGACUAAUAGCAGAGUGAAACGGAGAGUGGAUUCAGAUCUCUAUGCCAUGCUACCUGAGGAGUUUCCCUGGAGUGGUGGGAAUCUGCGACGCUGUGCUGUAGUGGGAAGUGGGGGGAUUCUGAAGAACAGUAGCUGUGGAGAAGAGAUCAACAAUUCAGACUUUGUCAUCAGGUUUAAUUUGGCUCCAGUAAAUGACAGUGAUGUUGGAGUGAAGACUGAUCUGAUAACGAUAAACCCCAGCCAGAUAAGGAGAGAUUACAAGAACUUCAAGAAGGAUCCUGGGCCCCUAUUGCAGGACCUGUCUGUCUAUGGCAACGCUUCCGUCCUCAUGCCUGCAUUUUCCUACACGUACAAUACAGCAAUAUCAGUUAGUAUACAUGAGACAUUAUGGCCACAACAAGUUGUAGUAUUCUUUAGUCCCUUCUACCUUAAGACAUUGGCUCAGUUCUGGAGCUGGCGUGGCCUGAAGGCGGUACGCCUGUCAACAGGCUUUAUGCUGAUCAACGUUGCCAUGGAACUCUGUGAUGAUGUGCACAUCUAUGGCUUUUGGCCUUUUGAUAUCAACCUGGACCAGCAACCCAUAUUUCACCAUUAUUUUGACAAUGCUGCGCCAAAAAAAGGGGUUCACAAAAUGCCUGAAGAGUUUCUGCGUCUGCUGCAGCUUCACAGCCAGGGAGUGCUUACCAUGCAUCUACAGCCCUGUCUCUGA
Chanos chanos (milkfish) is the source of this 957-nucleotide messenger RNA. Its product is annotated as alpha-2,8-sialyltransferase 8F-like. The transcript has 6 exons. NCBI's taxonomy places the organism in Eukaryota, Metazoa, Chordata, Actinopteri, Gonorynchiformes, Chanidae. The record is from RefSeq and is a predicted model, not a curated record. The coding region runs from base 1 to 957 and encodes 318 amino acids. Gene Ontology annotation, biological process: oligosaccharide metabolic process; N-glycan processing. Gene Ontology annotation, molecular function: alpha-N-acetylneuraminate alpha-2,8-sialyltransferase activity.